Molecule: messenger RNA, 8080 nt
Organism: Mesocricetus auratus (golden hamster)
Lineage: Eukaryota; Metazoa; Chordata; Mammalia; Rodentia; Cricetidae
Gene: Foxk1
Product: forkhead box K1
Exons: 9
Coding region: 16-2175 (719 amino acids)
Biological process (GO): regulation of transcription by RNA polymerase II
Molecular function (GO): RNA polymerase II cis-regulatory region sequence-specific DNA binding; DNA-binding transcription factor activity, RNA polymerase II-specific; protein binding
Source: RefSeq, a predicted model, not a curated record
CGGAGCUGCGCGAACAUGGCCGAAGUCGGCGAGGACAGCGGCGCCCGCGCCUUGCUGGCGCUGCGCUCGGCUCCCUGCAGCCCCGUGCUGUGUGCCGCGGCCGCGGCCGCCGCCUUCCCGGCCACCGCGUCCCCGCCGCCGCCGACACAGCCUCCGCCCGGGCCGCCCGCCCUGCCCGCCGUGCCCGGCCCCGGCCCGGUGCCCUCCACCGCCGCCACUGCCACCACCGCCGCGCCCGCCUUGGUGGCCGCGGCCGCUGCCUCCGUGCGCCAGAGCCCUGGGCCGGCUCUAGCGCGCCUGGAGGGCCGGGAGUUCGAGUUCCUGAUGCGACAGCCCAGCGUCACCAUCGGCCGCAACUCGUCGCAGGGCUCGGUGGACCUAAACAUGGGCCUGUCGAGCUUCAUCUCCCGGCGCCACCUGCAGCUCAGCUUCCAGGAGCCUCACUUCUAUCUGCGCUGCCUGGGUAAGAACGGUGUCUUCGUGGACGGAGCCUUCCAGAGGCGGGGAGCGCCAGCCCUUCAGCUGCCCCAACAGUGCACCUUCCGGUUCCCCAGCACAGCGAUCAAGAUCCAGUUCACGUCCCUGUACCAUAAGGAGGAGGCCCCAGCAUCCCCCCUGCGGCCACUCUACCCUCAGAUCUCUCCACUGAAGAUCCACAUUCCGGAGCCGGACCUCCGGAGCCUCGUCAGCCCCAUCCCUUCCCCGACCGGCACCAUCAGCGUUCCCAACUCCUGUCCAGCCAGUCCUCGAGGAGCUGGGUCGUCCAGUUACCGCUUCGUCCAGAACGUGACAUCAGACCUUCAGCUGGCCGCAGAGUUCGCAGCGAAGGCAGCCUCUGAGCAGCAAGCAGACACAUCUGGUGGGGACAGCCCCAAGGAUGAGUCAAAGCCACCGUACUCCUAUGCGCAGCUGAUCGUUCAGGCUAUCUCCUCGGCACAGGACAGGCAGCUAACACUAAGUGGCAUCUACGCCCACAUCACCAAACAUUACCCUUACUACAGGACUGCUGACAAGGGCUGGCAGAACUCUAUCCGACACAACCUCUCUCUUAACCGUUACUUUAUCAAAGUCCCUCGGUCCCAGGAGGAGCCUGGGAAGGGUUCUUUUUGGCGGAUAGACCCUGCUUCAGAAGCCAAACUUGUGGAACAAGCAUUCCGAAAGCGGAGACAGAGAGGUGUCUCCUGCUUCCGCACCCCCUUCGGGCCUCUGUCCUCACGGAGUGCUCCAGCUUCACCCACCCAUCCUGGACUGAUGUCCCCUCGUUCCAGUGGCCUGCAGACCCCAGAGUGCCUGUCUCGGGAGGGCUCCCCCAUUCCACAUGAUCCCGAUUUGGGGUCAAAGUUAGCCUCUGUUCCAGAGUAUCGCUAUUCUCAGAGCGCCCCGGGCUCCCCUGUCAGCGCCCAACCGGUGAUUAUGGCUGUCCCUCCCCGACCUUCCAACUUAGUGGCUAAGCCUGUCGCCUACAUGCCAGCUUCCAUAGUGACCUCACAGCAGCCCUCAGGCCAUGCUAUCCAUGUGGUGCAGCAGGCCCCUACUGUUACCAUGGUGAGGGUGGUAACCACCUCUGCCAACUCAGCCAAUGGCUACAUCCUUGCUAGCCAGGGCUCAGCCGGGGGCUCCCACGACACAGCAGGCACGGCCGUGUUGGACCUGGGCAAUGAGUCGAGAGGUUUGGAAGAGAAACCUACCAUAGCAUUUGCCACAAUCCCUGCAGCCAGCCGAGUCAUCCAGACAGUCGCCAGCCAGAUGGCCCCAGGAGUGCCUGGACACACAGUCACCAUCCUACAGCCAGCUACACCAGUGACCAUCGGGCAGCACCAUCUUCCUGUCCGGGCUGUCACUCAGAACGGAAAGCAUGCUGUGCCCACAAAUAGCUUAACUGGCAACGCUUAUGCCCUCACCAGCCCCCUGCAGCUCCUGGCAGCCCAGGCAAGUUCAUCCACGCCAGUGGUCAUCACCCGGGUAUGCGAGGUAGGGCCUGAGGAGCCAACAGCAGCUGUCUCGGUGGCCACUAAUGCCACGCCGACCCCAGCAACCUCCACUACCACGUCUGCCUCUUCCAGCGGGGAACCCGAGGUCAAGAGGUCCCGGGUAGAGGAACCCAGUGGGACAGCCACCACACAGCCCACAGCAACGGCAGCCACUGGCCCUCAGGGCCCAGGCACCGGUGAGUGAAGUCACCUGCAGGAAGUUGGAGUGGGACUCACGCCGCAGGUGCCCAGGUGGCCAGCCGCUGCAGUCAAGGAUGGAGUGGAGAGCCUCGCAGCUGCCUGCAGCGCAUGUGCCACCAGAGUGGCCGCCACACUUGGACAUUUCCUUUUUAUCUCCUAUCCUCCCGUGGUUUGAAACAAAACACAUAAACACAUUCAGACAACUUGAUUGUACGAAUCUGGGGGUUCUGUGUGUUUAUUUACCCCUCCCUCAUGCCAUCACCUCUCCCCACAUCUGUGGGAGAAGGUCUAGCCCAGCUCCUCAGGAACCGAUCCCAGCCAGCACCCUCAAGAAGAGCGAGCCCCACGAGUGAACAGAAGUGCGACACAAACCCAGGCUGCUCUCCUUGAGAGCCAGGCUACAAACGUCCUAUUUGUAACUAAGUGGGAAUUGACCAGAGAACAGAGAGCGGCAGGAAUGUCCCAGCCACAGGCUGGGAUGCAUUGUCCUCUCCCCAAAAGUGACAUAGGUUGUGGCAUUAAUUGGGGUCAGGAGGUCUACCUUGGCUUUGGACCCUAAAAUAUUUCUUACAGUUAAGCAUGGAAUUUGGGUUCAUCUCGAAAUUGAGACACACGGAAGGGCUCACGUGUCUUUGGGGUUCCCUUUGGUAGUCAGCUGAGCAGCUGCAGACCCGGGCACUCGCCCACACUAGCCCCUGUUGAACAUACCGCUCUCCCGGAUAACUCCAAGAAGGAUCAGCGGCUCCCGAGUUGAUAUUGCAAAGUGCUUUGGGUGGAAAAUCAGCCCAGGGCAGUGCCUGUGACAUCCAUUUCCACAGCAUUGGCUGAGCCCAAAGCUGCAAGCUGCAAGCUACAGUGGAUAUCCAGGGAAACCAGGCAGCUUCGGGACAUCAGCCAGCCCCUUGCUCAGCAGGGAGGAUAUUGGUAUGUGCCAGUGAAAGAUAGCAGGGAAUGCGUCCUGUGUUUCUGGCAGCUGGAAGAUCUGUGCAACGCUCUGCUCAUACUGCCUUCCUGUCACACAUUCCAGUUUCCUGAGCACCCCAAGACGUGUCCAGUUUGCAAAUGGAAACCCUCUAUUCUACCUGAAGCUGAGGUCCCUGGCCAUUAUCCACCGGAAAGGAAACUACCUCUCCGGACAGCAGUUGGUGCCAAGUUUGAUUACAGUGUGGCAAGAACCAAAGUAUGGGGGCCAGCCAAGGACUUGGAUCCCCAGAGAAGGUCCCUUUGCAUGCCCAGGCAAGCUACCAGCAACACCUUUCAACAUACACCAAGUCACAGGACUAGGAGCCAUUGAAUGUUUCCUGGCUGCAUGACAGGGGACUUGAAGGCAGCCAGGAGCUCAGCGUUGGCCCUCCUGGAGGGUGGGCCGUAAGCAACCUCGACAGCUUGGACAGAGAGCCCCAAAAGAGUCAGCUUAUCCUUGGCAUCAGACUUCCCACCAUCCUUCUGCCUCUGCCAGGUGCGGUCGGAAGAGCAGAGAGAGCCUAUGAGCAAAAAGCAGGCAAUCCCAGGGAAGGAGGGGCCUGCAGCUGUACAAGCUUGCCUUUGCUGGAAGGGGUGCCAGUCAAUGACCUGGAGGCUGUGGUCACACUCCGGUUGGAUGAGUCCAAGCUUCACCCUGUGGCUGCCACCAUUGGAGCCACCAGUUCCCCACACAUAUCGGGCCAGUGGAGAGUGCUUGCCCGGUCCUCUUGAGCUGUCUUCCAAGCUCCCCAGCCAGUCGUUUUCUAUAGUACUAAACUUCAAACUGGAAGCAAGCUGUGUUUUAAAGGCUUCCUGUCUGUUGCCUGGGAGGUUUCAGAGAGGUGGGGCUGGGGUGGCUGUGGCUGGGGGAGGUCGUGUUUUCCAGGUGGAGCUGCUCCUUGGAGUAGGCGAAGGGCUCUCUCCCCCAUCAUUUUGUGCCUGGCAUGAACUUGUUCUCUGUGUGUGCCUGGUGUGAGCAUGCGUUAGGGAAAGCAGGAAUGGGCUGAGGUCACAUUAGUGCCUCCCACUCAUCUUUCCCUCCAUCACCAUUUACUCCAAGGCUGUGCAUGGUCACCCUGCAAGGCAGAUUAAGAUUAUUUGUGGGUUGUCAUCGUAGGCACUGCGUGCAGCCCCUGCAUGGAACUAUGCAUCACCGUCUGUCACAUCUGUCAUCAGGUUUCAAAAUGGCCCUGACCAGUUUGCUCUCCAGGCUCCUAAAAUAUCAUGGUCUCCAUCCUCUGAAGCAGAUCCUCCCACCAUUACCACGGGUGUGGAAGGAUGUGGAGGCAGAGAGUGGAGCACACUGCCCCAGUGUCUACAGGACAUAGGGCCCUAUGUCUCUGGUUGGGCAGCCUGAGGUAGAGAGGAGAAGGCUAGCCUGGUGCCACUGCUCUGGAAGUAAAUUUGGUCAUCUACCAGGCAGCACCCCUAACUUGUGCCAGCUUCUGCUACAGCCCACAGCCACAGACCCAGAAUAGCCAGUGCUCAGAGCAGGAAUGGAUAGCCAGCUGGAACGUGCUCCUAUGAGCUCAGCUCCCCUUUCUCUUCCUCCCCCUUGUCGUCCCCCUCCCAUUCCUACCUUCCCCUCCCUUUUUGCCUCUUCUGUCUUCUCCCCUACCUCAGCUUAGCAUCCAGGGCAUGCCAUCAGCUCCUGGAGCCUUGCCUUUGUGCAAGGAUCCUUGCCUUUGUGGGAUAUCUGAUUCACUGUCUGUGAGGAGGUCCCUCAGACCCUUCUCACUUCUACAACUUAUAAUCUGCAGACCUACCACCUUCCCCUCCUGCCUUACGCCAGGCUCGCUGGGGUCUGAGAUAAUAGGUACCACUCAUUUUUCCUCUGAAAGAGGGAAUGGCCUUCCACAGUAAUCUGGUAGAGCUGGAAAUGGGUACAGCCAGGUGAUGGGGUCAGUGUCGUCCUGUAUAGAGAUGAGGGGACCCCUUUGGGCAGUGGUAAAAAAGUUAGUUAAAUGCAAGAAAGAAACAUUUCCCAUAGAGAAGAAGCAGUGAUGAAAUAGAAUGUUACUGCUUCUCCUCCAAAGCCUCAAAUUCCACAGUGCACCCAUGUGACGUUGCCCACUCUAGGGUGGGCACCUCUACCUUGCUGACCAAGCCCCUCCCUCCACACCUGAAUAGCUCAUUGCCUACUCUAGAGUAAGUCAGAAAGUGAGUGAGUCUCUAUUCUGGUGAAAGAUCCCUUGUGUAGGGAGCAUUGCAUCCCAGUCACUAGUGGUAAAGUCACCACAGAUAAUGACAGGGUAGUCCCUUGUUUUGGCUCAGGGUGACAAAGUGGUGGCCUGUGUCACCUCACCUCUAGUCUCAUUAGAAUACCUCUGCUUAGAAGCAAUAUUACAAAGGGUAGGUCAAGUUGUCCCAAAGAUCACAGCUGCUGACUCCAGCUUCUCUUGGGGGCAGGGUCUCCGACAUGCACUUAGGCUUGGGGGAGGCAGGUGAGGGCUGGGAACAGACACUCACUCACCAAGGCCUCCUCCAAUUCCCACCUGCCACUUCAGUCCUGUUCCCAAUUGAAUGUCCCCUUUCAUCUUGUGAGUCCCCUGUCCCAGGCCUUGACUUGAGGGUGGUUCUUGUAUCGCCUGCUUGUUGGGCUCUGGUUUUUUGUUUUGUUUGUUCUUGGGUUUUGUUUGUUGUGUCUUGUUUUGUUUCUUGUGGUGCUGGAGAUUAAACUCAGGGCCUUGCGUGCACUAGGUAAAGCCCCUAGGCAAGGGCUCCUCUACUGCCGAGCUGCAUGCCCAGCUCAGCCCUUUUGAUUCUUUAAGCUCAAGACAGGGUCUCACGAAGCUGCCCAGGCUGGCCUUGAACUUGUAACCCUCUUGUCUCAAACUCCUGAAUUGCUAGGGGAAUGGGCCACUGUGGCCCAGUGCUCCUUGUGAUUUUUGUUUCUUUUUCUUCUUUCUGUACCAAAAGCUGCUAUGUUGGUAACACAGAGGAGGGUGUGGCCUAGAUGCCCCUACAGACCAGCACAUGGCACCCGCUUCCCACAGCCUGUGAUUUGAACAAUUUGGGACUAUCCAAGGGACUCUCGAUCUUGGGGUUACCUCUUCCCUCCCUCUGGUCCCCCAUCGCUAACCCCUGAAGUCACCUUCUUGGCAAGUGGAGUUCUGAGAAUCAACCACAGGCAUUUUCUUUGAAGUAACACAGACCCAUUUCACCGACGGUUUUUAGGGAAAAUAGUUUUCUACUUGUGUUUAAAAAAAAAAGCUACUUAAGUGGUCCUGGCUGCUGGUCCUACCUGCUCCUCUUCUCUUCUUUUCUACUGCUCUGAACUUCUCUCUGGCAGGCUUCAGCUCUGCUACUGCAGGGAACAUUCUAGAACUACCCUCCAGGUGGUCAGGGUAAAACACCCUGGCAGGGCUAUCCCACAGAUGAGGCCAGCUACAUGCCUUAUCCAGAGGUACCACCUGGUUGUGAGGCAGGACAGAGGGUCCCCUGAAGUUCUUAGUGAGAGGAAGUGGCCAACCAGAGGGCAUCAUGGCAGGAGCUAGGGGAAGGUGAGCCAGUGGGGCCGGAAGCUGAUGGCUGCCCUCACGUCUGUCUUAGUGCUCACAGCUGGUGCAGGCAGUGGUAAAGAGAGCAGAUCCCUUAAUCGUGGACAUCUCUCUCUCCAAGAGGAAAUUUCACGAGCAGGGCUUCACUCACCGUGAAAAGCAGUGUGCAUUUCUGUACUUGGGCUCAGCUUGCAAACACAGGCUGCCUAGGGCCCCGAGGACCCCCUCCACAAGCUGUCAUCUGCCCUCUAACCCCCACCUCGUGAGAGUUAGAGGAUCAAAAGAGCUUGCUGCUUUACCUCCUGAAUCCUUGCUCCUCUGACUACUCACAAAAUGAACGGAUGGUGUGGAGGAACCCUGGGUCCCAGGAGCCGAGGCAAAGCUUGAGGGUGGACAGUGGCCAGGCUUGAUCCCUGCAUUUGAAGCACUUGCCCACAUCAGAGCAACCUCAGCACUGUCCCCUGAGUCCCUGGGGCUGUUCUGACCCUGCUGGAGCGAGCCCCAUGAUCCACUGAGUAUUCAUGUUCUCUGUACUGUAUGUAUCCAACUAAGUGACGCCCUGGCCUCCUGAGUCAGAAUUGGCUGGUCUAGAACUUUUAUUUUUAAUUGGUAAAAUUGGGAAUUAAAAAAAACUAACACUUUCAUUUUCGCCCCUCUCUCCCAUCUUUCCUUCUUAGCAUCCUUCCUGGGGGGCAUCUGGGAUCCCCAAUAUUACCCUAGCUUGGUUCCUGGGCUGGGAAAAGGUGGGGGCAGGAAGGAAAGGCCCAAACUGUCUUCCAGGUCUCCCUUUGAAAUCUGCUGUGUCCAGAGGGGGAGGGUCAACAGCUGGGCACGUGUGAGAGAGAGGCUAAAGCCAAUAGUGAGGUGGUUCUUUUUCUUAACUGAAUGAUAAUUCUGUAAAAGUAACUGGGGGGAGGGUAUUCAGGGAGUAUGUGUGCGUGCUCGCAUGUGUGGCUUUGUUUUUAUUUUUUACAGUGGCUGUCUAAAGUGUUUCCAUGAUAUGUUUAACACGUAGUGCUUUAAAAGCAGUGGUAUCCUAUGCUAUGCUGGGAUCCGGGUUCCGGAGAUGGGAUGUGCCCCCCCCCCUCAGUGGAUGAAGGCCCACCCAGGAGGCAGGGUAAGGGCUGGGAUCAGAAAGUCCUGUGGGUCCACAUCCCAAGCAGCACCACCUGGGUGUUCAUUUCAAACGGGGUACAGUAUUUUUUUAUAACAGAACCAUCCUUUUUUUAAAAAAAGAGUUUGACACCUGAAUGUGAUUUCUAACUAUUAUUAGACGUUAAUGUUUUAAAUCUAUAACAAAGUGGAAAAUUUCUACUUUUCUUUUUCAUCCAUUGGAACUGUUCUUUUAUCUAUUCGAUUGUUGUAUGUGGGUGGGGAAGCUCUGUUUUCUCCUCUUAGUGUUUGUUUCUAUAACCAGAAAUAAAAAUUAUAUAUUAAAGAGAUGUA